Molecule: messenger RNA, 1026 nt
Organism: Mollisia scopiformis
Lineage: Eukaryota; Fungi; Ascomycota; Leotiomycetes; Helotiales; Mollisiaceae
Product: thiamine pyrophosphokinase-related protein-like protein
Exons: 2
Coding region: 46-1026 (326 amino acids)
Molecular function (GO): 8-oxo-dGDP phosphatase activity
Source: RefSeq, a predicted model, not a curated record
AUAACUUCUGUCCCGGAGGUCAGAAUUGGAUGCAAAGAACAAAUCAUGAAGUCGAAUCUGGAUCUCGUUAAUGAGUGCGACGUCUUCCCCCACCCCUCCAAAGACCCAACAGCCCACGCCUCCCUCCUCGCAACCCUCUACACCCUCCUCUCCAACGAUAUCCCUAUCGGCUACAUCACCGAACCCGUCUUCAACGCCCUAGCCAAAGUCCCCAUCCGCCUCAAAGGCGAGCUGGAAGUAAAUCGCCGCCUCCGCACCAUAUCCGCCUUCAACCAACCCACACGCGCUGAACGCUCUGCCGCCAUCUCCGCCACCUGUGCCUACUGGCGCGAACACAAGACGUUCUCGAUCCUCGAGGGAUGGCGAGAUGAGUUAUACGCCGUUUAUGGGCCGGAAAAUGAGGUUCUGUUUGAUAUUGAACGGAGCGCGAGUCCGCUGUUUGGCGUCGUUACUUAUGGGGUCCAUAUGACGGGCUUCGCGCGAGUGCCGGAUGCGAAGUUUGGGGUUAAACUUUGGGUGCCCAGACGCGCGAGGGAUAAGAGUACGUACCCGGGGAUGCUGGAUAAUACGGUUGCGGGCGGUUUGCCGUCUGGGGAGCUUCCGUUGGAUGCUAUGGUGCGGGAAUGUGAUGAGGAGGCUUCCCUUCCUGAAGAGUUGGUAAGGGGGAAUUUGAAGGCGGUGGGUACGGUUACGCAUGUGUAUAUUAGGGAUGAGAGGGCGGGGGGAGAGACGGGGUUGGUGCAGCCGGAGUGUGAGUAUGUGUAUGAUUUGGAGAUUCCGGUGGGGGUGGAGUGUAAACCGAAGGAUGGGGAGGUGGAGGGGUUUGAGUUGAUGGGUGUUGAGGAGGUUCAGGAGGCGCUUGGGAGGGGUGAGUUUAAGCCGAAUUGUGCGUUGUUGGUGUUGGAUUUCUUUGUUAGGUGGGGGAUUCUGAAUGAGGGGAAUGAGAAGGAUUUAAAGGAGAUUAAAGAGAGGUUACAUAGAGAGUUGGAGUUUCCUGGGCCGCAUAGAGGGGAGUUGGCUAAGUAG